Messenger RNA from Penicillium canariense, 651 nucleotides. RefSeq lists its product as uncharacterized. The transcript is spliced from 3 exons. The record is from RefSeq and is a predicted model, not a curated record. The coding region runs from base 1 to 651 and encodes 216 amino acids. NCBI's taxonomy places the organism in Eukaryota, Fungi, Ascomycota, Eurotiomycetes, Eurotiales, Aspergillaceae.
AUGAGUCGAAUGGAGCUGGAUAGUUUGAUUGUACCAGUCCAGUUCAAAGGUACCGGGGAACCUGUCAAACGGGAGAUGGACCGAGCGUUCAUGACUGCUGCAGUCCCCGUUUCCCCGGCGGGCCGGCGGGCGCGCAAGUACGAAAGAUGGAGUGCAUCUAAUGUGAUGGGUUUCCUGGGCCCCGGGACAGAGCAUGUGCGCUCUCGCAUCCUCUGGUCAGUAAUCGACCUGUCGGAUGGUCAACAGGGGGAUGAUUUUUAUGGUGCACCCGCGGUGGCGGUACGCUCCACUUGGUGGCGCCGGGGAAGAAGUGCGUGUCCCGGGACGCUAAGCUACAAAUCGCCCCCCUGGAGCAACACGUCUCCGAUGAAUGGACCUGAGGCGGUCCGGGAUAUGCGACAGUUUCAGCGAGGAGGAACUCUGUUUCCAAGAUCGACGGAGUCUGAGUCUGAUUUGAGAGACGGAUUCGUUUCCCCGGAGGAUGCACUAGAGGUGCCCUUUGAAAAGGAUCCGGUCUGGACUCUGUGGGAUCGCGGUGAUCUAGACGCUCCCCCGGCUAUGAAACAAAGAAAAGAAGCCUUUGUCGCGGGGACGCGUACAUUAACCAUCGUCGCUGAUUCGCGCGAAAACCCCUCCGCCGGCCUUCCAUGA